Scaptodrosophila lebanonensis is the source of this 2436-nucleotide messenger RNA. RefSeq names its product glycerophosphocholine phosphodiesterase GPCPD1. The record is from RefSeq and is a predicted model, not a curated record. The transcript is spliced from 2 exons. Gene Ontology annotation, biological process: glycerophospholipid catabolic process. Gene Ontology annotation, molecular function: glycerophosphocholine phosphodiesterase activity; starch binding. Lineage: Eukaryota; Metazoa; Arthropoda; Insecta; Diptera; Drosophilidae. Bases 1 to 2121 code for a protein of 706 amino acids.
AUGUAUCGACCACAUUCGAAUGUGUUAAAAUCAAUUAGCAUACUCUACACAGCGUUUUUGUUUUGCUUAUCAUUCGCUGCGGAGAGGGCCCAUGCUACGUCAUCGCCAAUUGACAGUGCCGUGAAUCUGAAUGAAACGCUUGUCGUGACACCCGAGCUGCUGCUGUCGGUGGAGCGAUACGAGACCAAGCACCAACACUCGCUCCUCCAAGCGCACAGUGCACGGAGCUAUGUGUGUGUCCCCCUGUUCCGCGUCUUUAAUCUCGAACUGCAGCAGAUGAAGCUGGCCGAGGAUGAGGUUCUAGCCGUAAGCGGUGAUCACCCCAAGCUGGGUCAGUGGAGUGUAGCCAAGGCGGUGCCGCUCAGAUCCGUCAACAAGGAGCGCACCCACUGGUUCCUGCGCCUGUGGAUUUGCGCCAGUCAGCGCUUCUACUAUCGCUACCUCACUUACGUGGUCAAUGCGCGGGGAGAGCGCGUGCUGCGCCGCUGGGAAGGUCAGCAGGUGGCUCGUAUGCUGCAAACCUAUGAGAUGUACCGAUCGCCGGGCGUGGAUAUCUUUGGGCAAGCCUAUCCGCGAUCGGUAGGUGGAGGUCGACAGCUGCAUCGCGGUUGGCUCCAGCACGAGUAUGUCGUGGAACUGAAGUUUGUGUGGCAGCAACACCUGCAACUGGAUAGACAAUCGGAGCUGGCCAAGUAUCGGCUACACCUGACGGCCCUUAGCCUAAUGGACGACGUUAACAUCGAGGUUUCUCGCUACGCCUAUAAUCGUUCCUCCUUUCGGCAGCAACCAAAGAUGGGCGUGCGCUACAGUUCCGGCUCCAUCGUGAUCUUUAGAAUUAGUCAGGCCCUGGGUACGGCCCAUGCCUUGCGUAUGGAAAUCAGGGAUAAUCAGCAAGAUCCCUUGGGGGAGGCUUAUAUUUGGCCCUUGGAACUACGGGGCAGUCGCGGCAUUUUGCAAGUGCCCGUCUAUGGAUCCCUACAGCCAGAGAAGGUCGGCGAGCUCAUUGUACCCUAUCUUGUGGUGCAGCCCAUGCCAAGAGCUGCCGCCUGUAAUCUGAGAGUUAGUUUCCAGCGCUACUGGCCCAACAAUUGGCCAACAAUGGAUGUAGGAUAUCGCGGUCUGGGUGUCAGUUACAGCAGCGGACAGAUGAAGUUGUUGGAAAACACCAUCGAGAGUAUGCUCGCUGUGCCGGCUUCCAAGGGAGAUAUGGUCCUGCUGGAGGUACAUCUAACACGCGAUUACGUACCAGUGCUGUGGCAUGGCUUCGGAUUCUACACGGCGGGGCCAGACAAGCGGGUGCAAGAUCGCUUUGACCUUCGCUACGUGCUCAUUCGACAGCUUAGCUAUGUGGAGCUAAAAGCGAGUCGGGUCUUUAUGCUUCAGCGCUGGACGAUACAAGAAUAUACACACCUUAAUGUGCUUGGUGGACGCCAGUCACAGCGUCUGUUUCCCAAGCUCAAGGAGGUGUUUGAGGCGCUGCCUAAGACGCUGGGACUGAUUGUGGAGAUCAAGUGGCCGCAGCUGAUGGAGUCUGGCGUAAUGGAGUCCACACAGCCGCACAACAAAAAUGUUUAUGUCGACACGAUGAUUGAGACAGCGGCCCGUCAUGGUUGUGGACGAGCGCUCAUCUUUGCUAGCUUCGAUGCCGACAUAUGCACCAUGCUGGCCCUCAAGCAACACGCCUUUCCCGUCAUGCUGAUGAGCAUUGGCCAGUCUUCGGUGUGGGAUGCCUACAUGGACCUGCGCACACAGAGCUUCACGGAUGCCAUCAACUUCGCCGAGUCUGCGGAAAUUCUAGGCACAGCCACGCAUGUGGAGAAUUUUCUGGGCAACGAGCAGAUGAUCCAUUUGGGACUGGAUAUGCAACAGGUGGUGUUCAUCUGGGGCAACGAUUUGGGCCAGGAUGAAAAACUGCUGGAGCGUUUCCGCGCGGAGGAUGCAAGUGGGCUCAUCUACGAUAAUAUUGAGGAAGUGGGGCCGGGCUCUUGGAAGCGAGCGCCAUUUUUCGAAGCGGCACAGUUACUGGAACUGUUCAGCGCUCAAUGCGUCGCUAUUGGCAAUUCGACAACCGCCCCCGGCGUGAAGCCGCCUAAGCCCACCAUAUGGCCAAAGCAGAGAUAGCAACUGUCAACCAGGCAGCUCAAAAUGUGAUCUCAAGUAGGAAGGUGUAGAAUUAAGUAUUGCUUAACAACAAGAGAUAGUCUUAUAGUCGAUGGAACCCGCCGUUAAAUACCCUGUACCCGAAAAAACAUGCCACUAUUGUGGUACACAUGCUAUUAAACGCGCUUACUCGUUCAAAAGAAGAGCAGGAAGGAAAUGCUACAGUGGAGCAGGACCAACUCCUAUUCCCAAAAGACAAACAACAAAUGCAUUUAAGUUAAAAAAUUAAUUAAUAUAAUAAUAUAUAGUUAUAUAAAAUAUACGUAUCGACAUGGC